UUGCUCGCCUCGCCUGCUCUUUACUCACUAGUCUUUCGGUGUGCGUGCGCGUGCGCGUGUGAAGGCGAGCAAGCGAGCGAAAGGAACAAGCGGAGGCGGCGGCUGCGGCUUCCGUUGCAUGUGAGGCGAGACCGCGAGAGGAGCGCGAGCCAUGUCGAUCGCACUGGAGAGCGAGCGCGGGCUGGGCAGCGGGCCUCGGUUCGGCCGCGUCGCCGGCUGCGCCUACGUGGCCUCGCCGCCGGCGUCGGCGGGGCUCGGCGGCUCGUCGUCGGUGGGGCGGGACACCAACAGCCCCGCUGCGGCGGCGCUGUGGGAAUGGGACGGCGAGGAGGUCGAGGGCGGCGACGGCGAGGUCCAGAGCUCGUACAAGGGCUCGCCUUUCGACACUAUGGACGCGCUCCAGGAGGCCCUGCCCUUCAGGAAAGGGGUGUGCAAGUUCUACAAUGGCAAGUCUGGAUCUUUUGGAAAGCUUCCAGAUGCUGUAAUUCCAUCUCCCCCGCAGAAGGACCUUCCAAAGCCAGAAACCCCAUCCCCUAGGAAGCGCAAAGGUCUUCUUCCAUUCACUUUCAAGUGGGGCAAACCGCAGCAUAAAGAGGUAUUCCCUGAAGAUGUCGCCGACAGCCUCACAAAUUGCAGGAUGGUGACGAUAUCACCUGCUGCCACAAGCAGCUCAGGAAGCAACAGUGGUAGCGAUGAUGAAAACUACCACUCUCAGAAACUGUCUUCCCAUCGCACGCACAGAAGGCCCAGCAAUGCCAUGGGUGUCUUUUCUUCUCUACCUGCGCCUCGUCCACCUCAGCUGUUCCCAGCUCACCUGAGAUCGCAGUCAAUGCUUGAUCUGCAGGAUGUGACGGACUCAUCUGCCUUGGUUACUCCCAGGGACAAACGCAUGAAGAAUUAGCAAAACCUGAAUCUUGGUUACUGCCAAGGACAAGAUCAUGAUGAAUUAGCAAAACCGGAAUCUUGGUUACUCCCAGGGAAAGGCGCAUGAAGACUUGGCAAAACCUGAACCAUGACGCUUUGUCAAUCCAACCACCGGUAUCCAUUUUAGACAGCGGAAUCCGGUGGCCGAUGCCCGCAUGUUAGGCUCCAUGCUUUGCUCGGUCAAAUGGACUCGUCUUCAUAGAGCUGGGAUUCUCCUUAUACUUGAUGUGAUGAGAAACAUACAGAUGAGCUUGAAUCAGUGGGCUGCAUACAUUGGUUACUGAUUGUCUUGUAAAUGCUGGAUUGUGCUUUUGUCUACUAAUUCAAUCAUGUUGUCCGUAAUGUUCCCUUGAA
Molecule: messenger RNA, 1278 nt
Organism: Phragmites australis (common reed)
Lineage: Eukaryota; Viridiplantae; Streptophyta; Magnoliopsida; Poales; Poaceae
Exons: 2
Coding region: 152-901 (249 amino acids)
Source: RefSeq, a predicted model, not a curated record